This is a messenger RNA of Marasmius oreades (fairy-ring Marasmius), 1743 nucleotides long. RefSeq lists its product as uncharacterized. The transcript has 12 exons. The record is from RefSeq and is a predicted model, not a curated record. Bases 1 to 1743 code for a protein of 580 amino acids. NCBI's taxonomy places the organism in Eukaryota, Fungi, Basidiomycota, Agaricomycetes, Agaricales, Marasmiaceae.
AUGUCUCUGCUUCCCGGGCUUACGGAGUUUAAUAAUCACGGUAUCGAAGUGUUCAACAAUGAUCUCUACUGCGUCCACCGCUGCUUUCAAGAUGCAGUAACGCGUCCUGUCAAGAACGAAGACGAGCACAAGGCUCUUAUCAAGGCGGCCUUCCAGUUUGAAGAACGCGGCCUCAAUCGUAUUGCGGAUGAGUUCCGCGCAAAACAUACACAUCGACUAUUCCCUACCGCUGUCGGCAGUCUUUGCGCUGCGGUUUCCCGCCUUGCACCUCCGGAGAUCCAACCUGAUGCCUGGAUUCUAUCCGCAGAUGAGCUUGCUCUCUGGGAUAGUUACAAUUUGCCGGCCUGCAAUCUUUGUCUUUCUCCCAACCAAAACUACUUAAGUGAAGUAGCCCCUCUUGCGGUAUUCAGUCCUCCAGCUUGGACUCCCGAAUAUCGACGUUCCUUGGAUCUCGCCCAACGGCGUUCACUUUCCGCAAAGAAAGCUUGGCCUCCACCUUCUGAAAGUUCCGAAGUCGAAAUCGAAGCGGUUCUGCCAAUCAAGGAGCCUCGACUUUCUUCUUCCGCGAAGAAGACAUCGACAACUGAGCCAGAAACGGCUUCCGAAGACGGUGUUGACAAUGCCGCUGAAGAUGACGAAGAAGAGGACGAUUCCGGCGAAUCCGAAGUGGAUGAGCUAAGGUCGUCUCCCCCUGUCGUACUUCCUCUGACCGUCGAAGGUCGUCCGACCACGCGCAGUGCCACGGCUGGCUCGUCCAAGGCUCCUCCCGCUUCAUCCAAGAAUACUGUCAGCGAGAAGGGAAAAGGCCGGGUGGUUUCAAUAAGCCCUCCGCCUGCCAAAAAGAAUAUCCAACGUCGGCGUACGGACAUGGAGUUGCAUGAUGUCAAGCAUCCGUUAGCGCGGUCCUCCGUUGAAGUUCCUUAUCGCUUCGAUGUUCCUCACGGGGAAGCAUUCUCCCUCCGUGAUAUUUUGGAGUCUGGACAAUCUAUGAAAGCGGAGAUGCGGAUUUCAUGCUUGACAUGCAUUAUUGCCCGCAUGGAGUGCAACUAUGUCGGCCGGUCCAACAAAUGUGCCCAAUGCAAAACUUAUCGGUACCUUUGUGACUGGAUCCUUCCUCAAGACGAGGCCUUUUCUCAGAUGGAUCAGGUUCGAGCUUGGGGUGCACCCACUCCUGGUCACUUCCACGAGCGCAUGGUCGAGUUGACCCGGCUUCUCGAGACUCAAGACCGACUCUCUGCGACUAUCCGUUCUCUUGCCGACACCCUUUCCCUUACUCAAAAGAGUAUUACAGACAAGGAGUCCGAAAUUCGUCAAAUCGCCGCCAACCCCAAAAUUGUGUUGGAGUACCUUCAGCUACAUGCUGAGGGGCUUCAACUCUCGAGGGAGUCCAUCUGCGGUCUAGGUUGUCUUUUUGAAUGGCCCUUGGAGUUCAACUUCGCCAAAGACUUUCGCGAGGUGUCUGUCCAAGGAUCUCAAACAGUGUUCCGGAACCUCAAGACUCAAGAAACCUUUUCAGUUGAUUUGAGCGGAUAUUCUAUUCGUCGUCCUGAGUUUUCCCCGCUUCACUUACGAUUGGCUGCGGCACUUCCCGGAGUUGCCGAGAGCACUUCCGCCACCGUUCUCGAGGAACAGACGGUCGAAGAGGAGGUUCGAGUUGAGGACGAUGAAGAGGUUAACAACCCUAUGGUUGUUGACGCUCCAAGUUCUUCAGCUGAUCCGCUUGGUUCUCCGCUCAAAUCAUAA